AGUCUCCCCGGGCAGAAGGCGUCUGGCCGCCGCACCCGACUCGCCUGCCCCCCUCCCCCUUCCUCCCCCACCCUGAAGACACCCCCAACCCCACCCCGUCCCCGGUCCUCUCGACCCAAACGUCCUCCCUACCGGCGAUACCAGACCGCCAUCUUCGGCCAUGGCGACGAACGCUAAGCGAAAGCAGGAGGAGACUCACUUGAAGAUGCUCCGGGAAAUGACGAGCCUGCCGGCGAAUAGGAAAUGCUUCGACUGCGACCAGCGCGGGCCGACCUAUGUCAACAUGACAGUGGGCUCCUUCGUCUGCACCACCUGCUCCGGGAUCCUGCGAGGACUGAACCCCCCCCACAGAGUGAAGUCCAUCUCUAUGACCACAUUCACACAUCAAGAAAUUGAGUUUCUACAGAAACACAGCAACGAGGUCUGUAAACACAUCUGGUUGGGCCUCUAUGACGACAGGACAUUAGUUGUUCCAGAUUUCCGAGAACCGCAGAAAGUAAAAGAGUUCCUCCAGGAAAAAUAUGAAAAGAAAAGAUGGUAUGUCCCCCCAGACCAGGCAAGAGCAGUAGCGAGUGUGCAGGUCGCCGUGUCGGGCUCCUCUGCAAGCAGCACUGGUAGUACCCCAGAAGUCCAACCCCUGAAGACCCUGCAGCUCAGCAAGACCCCACUGCGCCAGUCACCCCGGAGAGGUCGUUCCCAGACUCGUGGCGCUGCCCACGAGAAGAAGUUUGACUUGCUCUCGGACCUGGGAGGAGACAUCUUUGCUGCUCCAUCCACUCAAACCUCCAGCGCCGCCAACUUUGCCAACUUUGCACAUUUUCCAAGCCAGUCGGCUGCAUCACCUCAAGGUAAUACAGAUACCAACUUUGCCAACUUCGAAGCAUUUGGAAACACUACAAUUCCAUCCCAUCUGAGCACGUCCCCCCCCUCAAAGUCCUUUUCACCAGGGGGAGGUGUGCCGAUCCCAUCAAUGUCUAGUGCCGUCCCUGCCCAGUCCAACCAUAGAGCGGAUCGCUACGCUGCUCUGGCUGAGUUGGACAACGAGCUCAGCUCUUCUGUUACCGCAGCCAGCAAUGUGCCAGGGAACUUAUUUGGACCGGUGCUUGGUUCAUCGCCCGCCCAGAAUCCACCCGUGUUACCCAGCAUGCAGCCUGGCUUUGGAGGUGGUUAUGGUGAUUACUACAACAUUGCCGGCCCAUCCACAAAUCCCUUUGUGGCUACAGCUGUUGCCCCGGAGAUGGCCACCAACCCUUUCCAGGUCAAUGGCAGCCCUGCAGCUGGAGCCUCGUUUGGCACUGGCUCCAUGAGCAUGCCUGCCGGCUUUGGGAAUGCAUCUUCCUACUGCCUGCCGACCAGUUUCAGCGGAAACUUCCAGCAGCAAUUCCCUGGCCAGGCUCCCAUCCCAUACUCUCAACCUGGGGGGGGCUACCACCCUCAGUCCAAUGGCCCUGCAUUCCCAGUCUACGGUCAGAACAAGCCGUCCAUGACGCCCUUUGGGCAGGCCAUGGCCGGCAAUGGCAUGUCCAAUAACCCAUUCAUGGCUGGAGCCCCAGCUGGGUCGUUCCCUGCAGGGGGUUCGACCAACCCGUUCCUGUAGCACAACUACCAGUCUUUGCCACCAGAGGGCAGCAUGCAGCACAUAUUCAAGUAUACCGUCUGUCCUGCAGUUAGUGGCAAUGGCAUUUUUCGUUUUUUUAAGAGAACAUUUUUUUUAUUAAAAAAAAGUUUACAUAAUUAUGAAGGAUUACAAAGGACUAUAUUCAAGACCAAGGGACUGUUAUUGGGGAAAAUGUACUGUUUUGGACUAUAUACAAUAUUUUAGGUUUUUGUUUUGUUUUGUUUAUGACUAAGCUUUGUGCAUAUCCUUAUUUGUUAUCACAAUUAAGUACAUGUUUUGUAUAACAAAGACCUAGUGAACACAGGGUGAGUACACACACACCCUGCAGAGCACCUCCCUCACUACAAACUGUCUACGUAGGUAAGGGCAAAGACUUGAAGAUUAUCCUCUGGUGUAAUCCAAUCCAUGAUCUCUGGUUUGAAGCAACCAUGAUGGUGCAGGUAUUUCAUUUUCAAAAGGGAUCUAGUUUUUGUUAUUUCUGCACAAUUGUGCUUUUACUGCCAAUAAGGUUCAGCAAUGUUGUUUAUUAACUUACAAGUUUCCUGUAACCCAAACUGUGUACGGCUAAAUUAGUGUAACAUCCCAAGCAGGUGAGUGGGAUACAGCCUUGAUCCUGGACGCCUGCAUCCCUUUAUUAUUAUCAUUGCCAAUAUCUCUGAAAUUGUGUAAAAAAACAACAAAAAAAACAAAACAGUCAGGGCUUUUUAAAAUGCAUAACUAGGUGCAGGUCCUUCAAUAUUUAUCCAGAAUCAAUUUCAUAUUGUUUAACCCACCAACUGAAGGGACAGGCAUGUCUACCAGAGCACAAAUGGGGGAAAGAGACAAGAAACGCAGGCUUUAUUAUUUCUAUGUCUUGUUACCCUUCCUAAUAUACAAAUGCUGGUAAACUGUUAAAUAUACUUUUAAGUGACCUCACUUCUGCUUUCAGAUAUACACUACAUUUUUGGAAUAUAGUAAAGCUGAAAGGAAAGGCCCAUGAAAGCCUGAGGCUUGUGUGUGUCACCCAGAUUGGGUAAUGGACAUGGAUGACAUAGCAAGAAAUAACUGCACAACAUGCAACAAAAUACAUAGAUGUGUGCAGAGAACUUUAUUAACUACUAUAAAAGUGUCUCUUCAAACAAAGAUAUUUAUGAAAUGUUUGUACCGUUAUAUUUACUGCACUCUGUCGACACCUGUCUAAUUUGCUUUCUUAUAAAAAAGCAAACCGAGUGAAGAACAGAAUAAGGAGGAAAUAAAAAUCUCCUUUCGGUAUGCUUUAAAUUAAGGCAAGGUAAAAAGAACACUUUAAUAUGGGGAUUAUUACAUGACAGGAUCAGCCUGGGACUAAACCAGUGUCUCAUUUGUGCCACCAGUGACUAACAAUGAAUUUGACAAUGUGUUUCUUGUCUUUGCAAGAAUAGGUAAGUAAAUGUGUACAUAUAUAAAUAUAUGUAUAAAUAAAUUAAAAGAUUUUUAACUACAA
Molecule: messenger RNA, 3080 nt
Organism: Gasterosteus aculeatus aculeatus (three-spined stickleback)
Lineage: Eukaryota; Metazoa; Chordata; Actinopteri; Perciformes; Gasterosteidae
Source: RefSeq, a predicted model, not a curated record